Molecule: messenger RNA, 1460 nt
Organism: Rosa rugosa (rugosa rose)
Lineage: Eukaryota; Viridiplantae; Streptophyta; Magnoliopsida; Rosales; Rosaceae
Exons: 2
Coding region: 168-1169 (333 amino acids)
Source: RefSeq, a predicted model, not a curated record
CCAAGAACAAACUCCCUGGGCUUUAAAACCAGUUUCAGGAAACACGUGGGUCUGAAACGACUUUGUGUCCUAGUUCUCUGUACUUGAGGUUUUGAAUCACGGGAGCGCAGAGACACUGAGGCUCAUAUUGCGGCGGUUGUCGGUCGGAAAACUCGGUUUCCGGUGAGAUGAAGGAGAAAUCGCAGGACCCAACUGGUUUGGCCGGGGAGGGCAAAGCUAGAAAUGACGGCAGAAGAGACGAGAAGCAGAAAUUAGAAGUGGGUAGAGCGAGUGGACAGGUUAGAUACAAACGAAGCUCGAACUUGAAUGAGAUAAUGAAAGAUGGACAGCUACUUGAUAGUGACAGUAAUGGAGCAAGUGCGUCCCUUACUGAACAUGCUCCUGAAUCAAGCAGCUUAAAUCUGCCAGAAGCCAAAGGUUCAAAGCAAAAAGUACAGGAUGGUCAUUCUACCAAAACCAAAUGCAUUUCUGUUCUUGCAGGUCAAGGCACGCAAGAUGAACAGUCUCCAGGAGGUGGGAAUGCAAAACAUGAAAGUGAAAAGAUCCAGCGGCUGUCCAAAUCCAAGAAGAAGAAAGAUCUUAACUUGCCUCGUCGUGCUUCUAAGCGACUAGCUGGUAUUGAAGUUGAUACAGUGCCAGAACUGAAAGCAAGCACUCGAGCACGUCGAGUUGGCAGCAAACAGCCGGAUAAUUCGGCUGGUUGUACAUUCCAGCAGCCAGAAAAGCAAGAUUUUGCUUCUGUUGUUCAGGAAGAGCAUGAUAAGGCUGAAGAGAAGCCUGGAGUUCCUUCAGAUUCGCCUCUUGCUGAUUUCUUCACAGAUCCAUGCAUUGCAUUUGCAAUAAAGACUCUAAAGGAUCAUUCGGGGAACGGAGAAACAGACAAUAUGAGCUAUGAGAAGCAGGAAUGCAAUGUAUUUCCGCCUCCAGGCAACUUAGUUAAACAAGAAAAUCAUGAUGGCAUAGUUGGAACUGGUGAGACGUCGGGAUCAUCCAUUACUGAACCCCCUUUCGGGAGUUCAUGGCCGGACCCCUGCAUUGAAUUUGCUAUAAAGACUCUCACAGGUGCAAUCCCACUUGAGUAUGACCCGCAUAUCGAGGAGUACUUCCAGAAGCAACUUAGUUCAUCACAACAACACAAGGACAAUCUUUUGCAGAAAGAGAUUGCCUGACCAAAGGUUUCUGCAAUGUUUAACUCCCCAAAGUCAAAAAGUCAAAAAAAAAAAAAAACUCCCCAUGUGUGUUUUCGAGUUUAGCUUUGGAGUCUGUAUUAGCAUAGCGUUAUGUGCAAUCUAAUUUGUUCUUAAUACUGAUUGUUUGGCCUUUGAUUAAUCUAACCUUCCAAAUGAGGUAGAAGACACUGUUAGCAGCAACCUUUUAAGGUUUUUCCUUCUAUUUAUGUUUACAUUUGACCAGUAGUACUUCCAGUAUAUCAUCAUGGGUUUUUCUUCUAUUUAUGUUUA